Gymnodraco acuticeps is the source of this 1404-nucleotide messenger RNA. RefSeq names its product claudin 15-like a (gene cldn15la). Gene Ontology annotation, biological process: cell adhesion; bicellular tight junction assembly. The record is from RefSeq and is a predicted model, not a curated record. Lineage: Eukaryota; Metazoa; Chordata; Actinopteri; Perciformes; Bathydraconidae. Gene Ontology annotation, molecular function: structural molecule activity. Gene Ontology annotation, cellular component: bicellular tight junction; plasma membrane.
UUUCUCCAUAAACUGAACCCAUUUGCAGUUUCAGAUUAUGAUGUGUUUGAGCUGCCAUGCUUGUUUCUUAAGGUUUCGGUGUGAAAAGCAGCAGGUCUCUUUUUCUACAUGUUUUCUGAGGCGUGGCUGAACCAUCCUCAUAAUCAAUGCUGAGUGGGAGGCGGGGGGAACUACAGGGAGCGGCUCAUUUAUGGCCCCCAGAGAGGGUAAAGUUCUCCGGUUAGAGAUACAGACGUCACAUUAACAACGGCAGAGGAACAGACUGACUUUUCCGUCUCCGGCUUCACCACCAAACAAAGGCCCUGCGACCUGCCAUUGUUGAAGGCUUUUUUUCUUAUUUAAUUUGGAUUUGUUCUUCUUUGCCACCAUGUCGACGGCUGUGGAAGCGGUCGGGUUCAUCAUGUGCAUCAUCAGCUGGUUGAUCACCGGAUCAGCACUGGCCAACGACUACUGGAAGAUCUCCUCGGUGUCCGGCAGCGUCAUCAUCUCUCAGAGGCAGUUUGAGAACCUGUGGCAUUCCUGCGCCGAAAAUAGCGCCGGAAUCGCCGAGUGUCGAGACUUCGAGUCGCUGCUCGCCCUCCCCGCUCACAUCCAGGCGUGUCGCGCUCUGAUGAUCAUCUCUCUGAUGCUCGGACUCGGAGGGAUGGUCGUCGCUCUGCUCGGACUCAAGUGCAUCAAGAUCGGAUCGGCCACCGAACAAACCAAGUCCAGGAUGGCCGUCAUCGGGGGAAUCCUGAGUAUCCUCGGUGGUCUGUGCUGCAUGAUCGCAGCUUCGUGGUACGCCUCCAGAGUCGUGGACGACUUCCAUGAUCCGUUCACCGGGGGCGUGAAGUUUGAGCUGAGCACCGGUCUCUACAUGGGGUGGGGGGGGUCGAGUCUCUCCAUCUUGGGCGGAGCUUUGCUCUGCGCGGCCUGUAAGAGAGCCUCACCUGCAGGAAAGAAAGGCUAUUACGGAACCAAGCCUCAGAAAGUCUACACGGCAACAGCCAAAUCUGAGCCCGAUUCUUCAGCCAGAGCAUACGUCUAAACACACACACACACACACACACACACACACACACACACACACACACACACACACACACACACACACACACACACACACACACACACACACACACACACACACGACAUAUGGACAUGUCGUGUGUUUUCCGUCCUUUGUAGUGUUUGCUUAUUUUUCUAAAGAGUUUUUGAUGUGAAAUCUGAAAUGGUAAAUGUUGGGGAAGACUCGUGGAUGAUUGUUAAUGAUUGUGUAAUCCUGUUUGACUGUAUCUAAUCUGAAUAAAGUCUGUGUGACAUAAUACACGAGGGUUUUAAAGGUAAAGUCUUCUUUCCUGUUGAUGAAACACAUCAGACUCAAUUUGAAAUGUAAUUUAAGAUUAUUAAAAAUAUAAAAGAAGA